Fimicolochytrium jonesii is the source of this 1682-nucleotide messenger RNA. Its product is annotated as SWI/SNF-related matrix-associated actin-dependent regulator of chromatin subfamily D member 1. Gene Ontology annotation, cellular component: SWI/SNF complex; nucleus. NCBI's taxonomy places the organism in Eukaryota, Fungi, Chytridiomycota, Chytridiomycetes, Spizellomycetales, Powellomycetaceae. Gene Ontology annotation, biological process: regulation of transcription by RNA polymerase II. The record is from RefSeq and is a predicted model, not a curated record. The transcript is spliced from 11 exons. The coding region runs from base 264 to 1598 and encodes 444 amino acids.
UUUCGGCGCUUCGCAAACUUGCUCCCGCUGCGCUCACUCGGAGUAGGCUCCAAGGUCACCAAAACGCUUAACCCUAAUGGGCUAGCAUUAGUUUCUUUGCAGUAUUGUUUAUAAGCAUAUCCAUUGAGCGACAGCUCCUCGCAGUUCGCUGGUGAUCACUGUCGGUUUCUCUCUUCAAUUUCUGCUGUUUGGUUUGGCCGCGACAGGAACGAAGUCUCAAUUCGCGGCUUUGUGAACAUUCGACCCGAGCAUCGUUGAUCACCAUGAGUUCUGGCCACGACACAAUGCCAGGGGCACGACCUGCGGUGGGAGGUCCAUUGGGUCCUCAAUAUGGCGUCCUCGGAAAUCCGCAAGGAAGAGCAGCGGAUGGCAAUACUGGGUUGUCGAACGCAGCAGGGCUUGCGUCUUUGUCGAAGCGACCGAGUGAAGCAGGGGCAGCUUCUUCCAAAAAACGGAAGAAGCCAGCAGAACGGGUGCUGCCCAAGCAGAUCGAAGCAUAUAUACCCGAAUCGAAGCUAUACACCCAGAUGCAGGAGUUUGAGAGGAAACUGGACACCACCAUCAGCAGAAAGAAGCUGGACAUGAUGGAACAAAAGAGCCAAAUGAAGCCAACAAAGCGGGUCUUGAGAGUGUUUUUGUCGAAUCUGGCGUCUGAUCAGUUCGCGGACGUGACGGAGGAGGAGGAUCUGUUCAGUUUAGAAACGAUGCGCGCACCAUCUUGGACCUUACGGAUAGAGGGACGACUGCUGGAUCUACCUGCCAGCCGAAAACCUCAAGUCAACCCACCGAAGUUCUCGAGCUUCGUACGAUCUGUCGUGGUCGAACUGGAAAGGGAUGGAAACUUGUACCCUGAAGACAACGUGAUAGAGUGGCAUCGAAUGGACGGAACACCAGAAUGUGAUGGCUUUGAGAUCAAGCGAAAGGGCGACAGUAACGUCAAUGCAAAGAUCAUGAUAUAUUUGGAGAACAAGCCCGAAAAGUUCAAGCUGUCACCGCCACUGGCCAAGUUGCUGGACAUACAUACGGACACUGCUGCUAAUGUGAUCAUAGCAUUAUGGCAAUAUGUCAAGUUCCAAAAGCUACAAGAGCCUGAUGACAAGCGCCAGAUCAAUUGUGAUGAACAACUCCGAAAUAUCCUUGGAAUGUCACGGGUCUCAUUCUCGCAAAUACCAGAAUUGCUCCGCGCCCACUUUUCUCCACCAGAUCCGGUGAUCCUCAACUAUACCAUCACGACCGACAAGGAGCACCAUGUACAUCAGUUUGCGUACGACAUUGAUGUCGAGGUUGCCAGUCCAGCGGAUGGUGGGGAUGUGGUAGCACCAAACAUCACAAAAGACAUUGGGGCGUUGGACGAGAAGAUCACGAGUUUGAUUCAAUCCAUCAACCACUGCAAACUGAAACGUGACUUCAUGCUUGCAUUUGCGGACAAUCCGGUGGACUUCUUGGACCGAUGGGUGGCCAGUCAAAGUCGAGACCUUGAGACGGUACUGGGCGACUCUCACUUCAACAUGGAGGAGAUUCGCAGAUCAGACUUUUACGACAAGGAGAUUGUGCAUCAAGCUGUGUUCCACCAUUUGCGACAGAAAGAUGCUAUUUAGAGGUUGCGGCUAUCCGUCUGCCAUUUCCCUUCCGCGAUUUGUAUAUAUCUGUACAGCGACGGAUGUAUUUACAUAUGGACAUCG